UCAACUUUGACAGCUAAUCGUUGACAUAUGACAAGUUUUCUGAACCCAACACGAAUUUCCUUUGCAACCAAGCCCAAUCGCAGUCAACUAGAAAAUUACUUUUAUUUGAAUUUAUGUGAUUAAAUGGUGACUCGCGCGAAUUAUUAUUUUUUAAAUAUGUUCAAGGCAGUGAAAGUCAAUGAUUGUACUGUUCUGUAAAUAAAGUUUGUUUUGCGAAGCGGUAAAAUUGAUUUGUGAUUAUUUGCCGCAUCCAUCGAACUACAGAAUGUCUUACUACGAUUAUUACGAUGGCAGUAAAUUAUUCCUUUUUGUAUCACAUCGAGUUGGUCUUCCGAUAGAUUUGGUUAAUUUUUUGAUCGCACAAAUAGCUGCACUAUGCCUGGCCCGUCUAUUUCGGAAACCGUUGAGAUUCGCUUCAUCAGAAUUUCGUCAUUCUGUGUGCCUUAUUAUAGGUUUGAUAAUGGGAUAUUUCUGCUUUGGAAAACAAGCAGUGCACUUAUCAGUACUGCCGAUGCUAACUUACACGUUACUCAAGACAGUACCGAAUCAUCUUACAGGAAACGUUAUAUUAGCUGCAUCUAUGAUAUACUUGUCAUGCCUACAUAUGCAUCGACAGAUAUACCAUACUGCGGACUACACACUUGAUAUAACAGGGCCUCUUAUGGUGAUAACGCAGAGGGUGACAUCAUUGGCCUAUUCUUUACAAGACACUUUAUCGAAGAAAGGCGCCGAUUUAAAUAUGGCGAGCUUUUCCGACUCAAGCAAGCUGUCGCACAUAGAGAAGAUACCGUCCCCACUCGAGUACUUCGCGUAUACUCUGGCAUUCCAGACGCUGAUGUGUGGGCCUGUCGUCUUCUAUGCGGACUACAUCAACUUCAUCGAAGGGGCACGCGUCGAUGGGGAUGAGAAACGCAUGAACGGAGCGGCGGAACCAUCUCCGCGUCUCGCAGUCAUGUACAAAGUGGCGGGGUCGCUCAGCGCCGCUAUGCUGUACCUCACUCUUGCCAAGAAAUAUCCACUCGCGGUACUUGCAGAACUAACUGACCCUGCAUCGGAGGUGUCUCGCUCGUGGUCUGCCGUGUAUCUGCUGUGGUACGCAUACCUGUCUACCCUGGUGGUGCGGUGCAAGUACUACCACGCGUGGUUGUUGUCGGAGGCUAUCUGCAACAACUCCGGCAUGGGGUUCAACGGAUACGACACCAACGGGAAGCCCAAGUGGGACAAAAUGUCCAACAUCGACGUUUUUGGAUUUGAGUUCGCGCAGAACUUCCGCACGGCGGUGGCGUGUUGGAACAAGAACACGAACGCCUGGCUGCGGUACGUGGCGUACGAGCGCGGGAGCAAGGCGUGGCGCACGGCUCGCGUGUACGCGCUGUCCGCCGUGUGGCACGGCUUCUACCCCGGAUACUACCUCACAUUCUUCGCUGGAGGCAUCUUCACAGUCGCUGCUAGGAAAAUACGAGGAGUGGCCCGACCGAUGUUCCUGGGCAGCCGGUCAAAGAAACUGUUCUACGACUUCCUGAGCGUGGUGACGACCCGGGUUGCGAUGACCUACGCCACCGUGCCCUUCGUUGUCUUGCAUCUGGCGCCCAGCCUCGCCUUUUACGGAAAAUUAUACUACUCGCUGCACUUUAUUGCUCUGGGCGCCAUGCUGUUGCCUGACAAGUCUACACACUCUUCCACCAGCUCUUCCGUCAGCUCCGAGCUUCCAUCCAAGUCUUCCAAACUGAGCGUACAAACCAAUGGAGAUAUUAAAGUUUCCUAAACAGUGGCGCCGAUUCUGGCAUACACAUAGUUCGACUGUUCUAAAACUAGCUCUAUCUCUUUCUUGCUCUUCUCUACAGUAAAGGACAGCACUAUUUUUAAAAUUGUCCAACAAUUGUUUGCCAGAAUCAGCACUAUUACUAAAUUAACAUAUUUUUACAUUUUCGAUGUUUCGUUGGCGCCAUAGUCGCAAAUUAUUUUAUUAGUAUUUACUAAUUAUAAUCUUAAUUGCACAAACUAAUUGCAUUUAAUAUAUUUUGCUACAUACUUCUAAUUACAAUUUAUCAGAAGAAAUUCACUUAUCUAAGAUUAUAUUAUAAUAUAACGAAGUUACAAAUGUUCUUUUUAUAAAUUAGUUUUAAUAAGAUAUAUUUGUUCUUAUAUAAUGAGGGACAUUCCAGGCUACAUUCCUCAAAAGCAAUAUAGGCGGCAUUGUAAAGAUUUUCCUUCGUCUAACUUUAAUUUCAUGAAUAACAGACAUAAAAUAUGCAUCUUUUAUCUUUAUUUUUGGGUAUAAAUGAUGACCCUCUUUAUCACACCCAGGCACAAUUUCAUCUUCCGCCUUCCAAUUUCAUCAAAAUAAAGAGAAGCAAUACACACAUACAUACAUAAACUCACGCCUAUUUCCCACCGGGGUAAGCAGAGACCAUAGAAUUCUAUUUCUAAAAAAAAGAAGGUAGGUAGGUAUCAACAUAUAUUUUUACCAAAUCACGUUAAAUCUCGACAGUGUCAUCUAUAUUUAUUUUUGGGGAACAUAGCCUGGUCCCUCAUUUUAUCACAUCGAAUGGAUGGUAUAUGGUUAUUGUUGAGAAAUGAGCUUAUAAAAGAAUGAGAAUAGGUAGGUAUAUCAAAUAGGGAUCAAGUAUUGCUGGUCUGUGUCUUCCCAAAUUUAUGUUUAUUUCAGUGCUUGUAGGCAGGCAUAUUUUUAGUUUGUAUUAUUUAACUUUAUAUCAACAAACCACCUAACAAAGUGAGUCCACUUUGCUAAUUUAUUAUAGAGACAUAUAUUUAUUUGUUUAUUGUAGUGCCAUUAUUGCAAGUUUAUCCAGGUAUAAAUUCGUCACAGGAUAAAUAAAUAUGCAAAUUAUUAGUUAAUAGAUUUAUUUAUUGUAUCUCAAUCAUUUUGAUUGAAAGAAGUGUUUCUUAACACAAAUACAUUUAUGUAUAACAACAUAUCUCUUAUAUUGCAGUUAUCACUACAUGUUUACAAUUAUUUUUUUAAUAUUGUUGAGAAUCUGACAACUUUGGCAACUAUUAUUGUUAGAAUUAUUAUUAUGAUGGCUAAGUCCAUAUUAGGGUGUAAGAUUUUGUUCAUUCAAAUUUUGUGACUAAACAUUAUUUAUGUUAGAAAAAACAAUGUUGGUUCACUUCUGAAUGAGGAAGUCAAGGACAGACAAAAAUAUCAGGAUUAUGAUAUUUGCUUAAACACAUCACUAAAUUUAGUGGAAUGUAUUUAAAUACACAUAAUCCAAUAUAGAAAUGCAUGUAAAACCACAUGCAAGCUAGAUGUGACACUACAUCUUCUAGUUUCUCAUUUCAAAAGUCCGUCUAAUUUGUAGGUACAUCUGGGAACUGAGAUUGAUAAGUUUUAUGAUGUAUGUUGUGUGGCAAUUGCCAGUGUAAUACCUCACUAUGGAAUUGUAUUCUGUUAAUAUAAUAGUUUUAUAUCUAAAGUAUUUAAAUGGUUACAAAUAAAAAUAUUUCUAUAUUUUA
Pectinophora gossypiella (pink bollworm) is the source of this 3477-nucleotide messenger RNA. It is a transcript of the gene oys, whose product is annotated as lysophospholipid acyltransferase 6. Gene Ontology annotation, cellular component: membrane. The transcript is spliced from 11 exons. Gene Ontology annotation, molecular function: acyltransferase activity. NCBI's taxonomy places the organism in Eukaryota, Metazoa, Arthropoda, Insecta, Lepidoptera, Gelechiidae. The coding region runs from base 266 to 1765 and encodes 499 amino acids. Gene Ontology annotation, biological process: lipid modification. The record is from RefSeq and is a predicted model, not a curated record.